ACAUUUCUCCACACCGCGCGCUGAGCAAUUUUGAUUUUAAUUUUCCAGGUUUUCAUUAAUAUUUUUAUGAAAAAUGUCUAUACAAGUCGAAAAUAACUUAGGGAAUGGCGACAACAAAGAGGUGUUCGAGCAACGUGCACAUUUUAUUCCAUGUAAAGUAGAAGAAGACGGUGAAGCAAACGUGAAAAAAUAUUUUGAACCCUACAUCACUGAUGAUAGCGGAGAUCUAACAGCAACGUUUCGUGGUUAUCCAUUGGACGGAACAAAAAUUGCACUACCGGAAGGCUACAGAGCUGUAAUAGCAACUGAAACGAAAAGGCCCCUGGCUGAAGAUGCAGAUCGGAGGUUUCAGGUGGCUGGUGGUUUCAAGGAAGUCAUAUACUGGAAUUGGGAUAAGAAACCUUCGAAAAAUGACAACCUUACCAAAGCCAUGGACUGGAUCGACAUAGCUGCUGCGAUACACGGAGACUGAAUGAACAGAAAUUAAUUAUAAGAAAGUAGACUGUUAAUCGCACUAAUAUUAUAAGGGUGAAAGUUUGUGUGUAUGUUUGUUACUUCUUCACGUCUAAACGGCUGGAGCGAUUUUAAUAGAAUUUGGUAUGGAGUUAGCUGACACCCUGGAUUAACGCAUAGGCUACGUUUACUGCGGGAAAAUAUUCCUAAUAAACCGCGGGUAACACCGCGGGGCACAGC
Molecule: messenger RNA, 693 nt
Organism: Chilo suppressalis (striped riceborer)
Lineage: Eukaryota; Metazoa; Arthropoda; Insecta; Lepidoptera; Crambidae
Source: the annotation of a GenBank genome assembly